AUGGCCCGCUCCUCUUCUACCCCGCAGAAUACCAGAGUACUUCCUUCACAACUCUUUCCAAUUGAGCACGAUUAACAAUGGCCGCCAAUUCUCUGACAGCUAUCCCAAACGUUGCCUUGAACGAUGGUACCUCCAUUCCAGUUGUUGGCUAUGGCACAGGCACUGCCUGGUUCAAAACAGGAGACACGGGCAUUAACCGUGAGCUAGUCGAGACAAUCAAGGAUGCAAUCAAGCUGGGAUACCUGCACUUGGACGGCGCAGAGGUCUACGGCACUGAGUCCGAACUGGGCGUGGCGAUCAAAGAGAGUGGUGUGGCGCGCGAGAACCUCUUCGUGACGACCAAGGUGAUGACGAACAUUGCGGAUAUCCCGAAAGCGAUUGAUGAGAGCCUCAAAAAGCUCCAGCUUGACUAUGUUGACCUGUACCUGGUACACUCCCCGUUCUUUGCCAAAUCGGAUCGUGAGCUACAAGAGGCGUGGGAAGCAAUGGAGAAGGUCAAGGCUGCAGGAAAAGCUCGCUCGAUAGGAGUGUCAAACUUCCUGCAGACACACUUGGAUGCCCUAUUGAAGACAGCGAAGGUGGUCCCUUCAGUCAAUCAGAUUGAAUACCACCCGUAUCUCCAGCACGAUACGUUGGUUCCCUUCCAUGAGACCAAAGGGAUUGCGACGGCCAGCUACGGGCCGUUGACACCCACCACCCGAGCCCGAGGUGGGCCGCUUGACGGACUUCUGUCAGAUCUGGCCAAGAAGUAUGCCGUCGGCGAGGGCGAGAUUCUGUUGAGAUGGUCUGUAGACCGUGGCACUAUCGUGAUCACGACCAGCGGCAAGAAGGCCCGCCUUAGUAGCUAUCUGCAGAUUCUAAACUUCCAACUCACACCGAAGGAAGUUGAAGAAAUCUCCACCCUUGGGGGUCAAAAGCAUUUCAGGACCUUUUGGCAAGAUAAGUUUGCACCUGACGAUCGUUCCUAAGAUAGAGGAUUACCGUGAGCCUGGAGCAUUUCGAUACCAUCUCCUCUUGGUUUUUUUAUCCCCCGCGAUUGGGUGGAGAAGGUGUGGGGGUCAACUGCUUGAUUCCAUGGAUUGUUGAUAAUGGAGAAGGGGUUACUCUACCCCAUAGUUAGUGUAAUCCUAUCGAAUGUUUUGUCGUCCCUUGUAUUGCGCUCUUAUGGGUGACAAAUCUUGCGAAUGCCCUCCCAACAAACAGAGAACGCAGGAUGUCCUUCUCAUGAACAUUUUCUCUCUGUUGCCUGAUUGAAACAUGCAGUCACCAAGCGAAGGGACGUUCAUACUAGACACGCUAAGUAAUAACCAUCGGGUUUUAAAGCCGCGUCCUCCUCUCUCACGCACUCAGACGAAAGAGAAGGACCGAUAAGGAGCUCCGAGAGGCACAAGACACAUGGAUCAGGAAGUAGAGAGUAGCUCAAUAUCAAGAGUCUGUGAGACCGAUGCAAUGAAAAAGGCAGUUCGCUG
Messenger RNA from Aspergillus candidus, 1469 nucleotides. Its product is annotated as aldo/keto reductase. The transcript is spliced from 3 exons. The coding region runs from base 78 to 968 and encodes 296 amino acids. Lineage: Eukaryota; Fungi; Ascomycota; Eurotiomycetes; Eurotiales; Aspergillaceae. Gene Ontology annotation, molecular function: oxidoreductase activity, acting on NAD(P)H as acceptor. The record is from RefSeq and is a predicted model, not a curated record.